This is a messenger RNA of Mixia osmundae IAM 14324, 1200 nucleotides long. RefSeq lists its product as uncharacterized. Gene Ontology annotation, molecular function: ferrous iron transmembrane transporter activity. The transcript has 7 exons. Gene Ontology annotation, cellular component: mitochondrial membrane. NCBI's taxonomy places the organism in Eukaryota, Fungi, Basidiomycota, Mixiomycetes, Mixiales, Mixiaceae. Bases 30 to 947 code for a protein of 305 amino acids. Gene Ontology annotation, biological process: iron import into the mitochondrion. The record is from RefSeq and is a predicted model, not a curated record.
CAUUUUUUGAAGUCUGCCGGUUGUGACGAAUGGCCGAUGAGAUCGAGUACGAGGGACUGGGGAAUGCCAGCCUUGGCAUCAACAUGCUCGCAGGAGCACUCGCAGGCAUUUCGGAGCAUGCCGUCAUGUUUCCAGUCGAUGUCGUCAAAACCAGGAUGCAGGUCUACUCCACCUCGCCGGCGGCGGUCUACACUGGCGUCGCAGAGGCAUUCUCUAGGAUAUCAGCUACAGAGGGUGGCAGACGGUUAUGGAGAGGCGUCGCAUCGGUUAUAGCAGGCGCAGGUCCCGCGCACGCAGUCUACUUUGGCGUCUACGAGCUCGCCAAGGAGCUGGGCGGCGGCAAUGCAGAGGGCAAUCACUUUGCAGUCACAGCCGGCGCAGGAGCACUGGCGACGAUAGGCUCAGACGCAUUGAUGAAUCCGUUCGAUGUGGUCAAGCAAAGGAUGCAAAUACACGGAUCGACUUAUAGAACCGUGCCCGACACGUUUCGGAGGAUCUACCGAGCCGAAGGGAUAUCAGCCUUCUAUGCCUCGCUACCGACGACGUUGCUCAUGACGAUACCCUUUACCGCGACUCAGUUCACGGUGUACGAAUAUCUCAAGAAGCUCAUGAACCCGAAUAAUUCCUAUUCGCCGAUAACUCACAUCACCGCUGGCGGUAUAGCUGGCGGUGUGGCAGCGGCCGUCACGACACCGCUAGAUGUCUGCAAGACAAUGCUACAAACAAGGGGAAGCUCCCAGGACGCAGUACUUAGAAAUGUCAAUGGGAUGUUACAAGCCGGUCGCAUCGUCCUCGCCAGGGACGGCGUCGCCGGCUUCAGUAGAGGCAUGACACCGAGAGUCAUGUCGGCACUACCGAGCAAUGCGCUCUGCUGGUUUUCUUACGAGGCAUUCAAAAUGCUCUUGCACAAGAACAACAAGGCUGCCUCUGCAGGAUCUGUACUGUAACUGCAUACUCGCAUCUGGAGAUAUGGCACUGUCGCUCGCGAGGCUCAUAAGACGCCCUUUGUACUCGGAACGUCGUCUGCGCCUGUCAAUUCUACCGCUUGCCGCAGCGCGAGCGCGGUCGCUUUGAAUGCGCUCUCUGCUUUGUGAUGAUCGUUUGAGCCAUGCAAAACGUGCACGUGCAAUGUGAUGCCGGCCGUCAUCGCAAACGAGUGAAAGACGUGCGGUAUCAUCUCUGUCGAGAGAUCCCCAAUCU